UGGGUCAUUCAUCAUGAGUGACAACGAAACUGCGUUUAAGCUUAGAACGGUAGUUAAGCCGUCACUUUCAUUGGCCUGUUUCUUCUGUAAGAUCCCACACUAGACUCACCGGGACUGUGUUUAUUCUUCACUCCCAGAGCGCAUUAUUUUGCGCACCAUUACGCAGCAGCUUCAGAAGAUGGAUGUUAACUCCAAAAUCUACGGCUUAUUGACAUGUUUCCUCCAGUCACUUCUACUGUCAUCGACCACCCUGGAACCGUUCGAUCUGCUUUACGAUAACGGAGUGGAGGCUUUUUAUAAAGGAGACUAUGGCAAUGUAGUGCGGUACAUGGAGAGCGCGCUGAAGAGUUUCUCUGAAGUGCGCCAGACCAGAAUCAGAUGCAGGCUGAAAUGCAGUGACCAGCAUCGCUUUGACAGCUUUCUGACUGAUAAGAUUUUUGAAGUGAUUCUCUAUAGGGCGCAUUGUAUAAAUCAAUGCACCGAGGGAAAAAUUGGAGCCCAAUCCAUGCAUAAAGUUAGUGAGGAUGUCAUUCAAGAUUUCAAUAGAAGAAGUCCUUAUAACUACCUGCAGCUUGCCUACAGAAAACUUGGGCAACUGGACAAAGCUGCGUCUGCCGCUCAUACGUAUUUCCAAGCCAACCCUGAGCAUGUGGAGAUGGGAGAGCACUUGGAGCAGUACAAAGCCCAGAAGGGUGUAAAAGAGGAACACUUAAUUGACCGGGAAUCCCGCCCACACCAGAAAGCCUUCUUUGCUGGGGUGAAGCUCUACGACAAAGGAAACUACGAAGAGUCCGUGACGCUCUUUGAAGAGGCUCUGACUGAGUAUUACAGCGCCGAUGUGGAGUGCCGGGCCCUCUGUGAAGGGCCGCAGCACUUCGAGGAGCAGAAUCAUGUCUUGUACAAAUACAACCUCUACGAGCUAAUCUCAGAUCAUUACACACAGGUUCUUCACUGCCAGCAUGAGUGCAUCCGAGACUUGGCCACACGCCCCGGUCGCCUGUCGCCCAUGGAAAACUAUCUGCCACUGCAUUACGACUACCUGCAAUUUGCCUAUUUCCAAGCUGGAAGGAAUGAGAAGGCGUUGGAGUGCACGUUGACCUACCUGUUGUUCCACGAAGGAGAAGAGUUCAUGACUAAGAAUGUGGAGCAUUACAGGGAAGUGCUGGGACAUGAUGGCCAGCCUCGCAAGGAAGCUGAACAGUAUCUAAAGCGGCACAAACAGGAGUUAGACCUGCUGCUCAUCGGCAGCAGUAAUCUUGGAGUGCCCUAUAUUGAAGCAAACUACUGGAGCAGUUCGGGUGGCAGAGAAGAUGCUAACAGGAUUCCUUCUGGUACCAAUGGCUGGAUGGACUAUGUGCCAAUAUCAGCAAAGAGAAAUGUCACAAUGUCUGUGUUACAAGAGCUGCGGGAAGGAGGUCCAUUGCUGUAUGAGAAUGUACGACUUGUACAGAACUCUGUCACCCUGAAUGGGAGUCAGAGGGCGCUUUUUGAUGAUGUCAUCAGUGAGGACGAGUGCUCUGAGCUCAAACAUCUGGCACACAGUGUCACUGCAGCUGGUGACGGCUACAAGGGGAAAAUGUCUCCUCACACACCAAAUGAGAAAUUCGAAGGGGCGACAGUAUUGAAAACGUUGAAGCAUGGCUAUGAGGGACGUGUUCCUUUAAAAAGUGCCCGCCUCUUUUAUGAUGUCAGCGAGAAGGCCAGGCGGAUACUUGAGUCAUACUUCAUGCUAAACUCUACUCUUCAUUUCUCAUACACACAUCUUGUGUGUAGGACCGCCAUAUCUGGUCAGCAGGACCACAGAAAUGACCUCAGUCACCCAAUACAUGCUGACAACUGUCUUCUGGACCCAGAAGCGAAUGAGUGCUGGAAAGAGCCGCCUGCUUACACCUUCCGAGACUACAGUGCACUGCUGUAUCUGAACGGCAAUUUUGACGGCGGAGAAUUCAUCUUUACAGAAAUGGAUGCCAAGACUGUCACCGUAGAGUUUGGCAGUUAA
This is a messenger RNA of Sinocyclocheilus rhinocerous, 1999 nucleotides long. RefSeq names its product prolyl 3-hydroxylase 2-like. The record is from RefSeq and is a predicted model, not a curated record. The coding region runs from base 179 to 1999 and encodes 606 amino acids. The transcript has 14 exons. Gene Ontology annotation, cellular component: endoplasmic reticulum. Gene Ontology annotation, biological process: collagen metabolic process. Gene Ontology annotation, molecular function: procollagen-proline 3-dioxygenase activity; iron ion binding; L-ascorbic acid binding. NCBI's taxonomy places the organism in Eukaryota, Metazoa, Chordata, Actinopteri, Cypriniformes, Cyprinidae.